AUGGUGGAAUACGUCCCUAUCAAUGGAGCUCAGCUGGCAUACAGAUUGAUCGGCCCAGAAGAUGCACCGCUAAUCAUUACUCUUCAUGGUGGUCGAGGGUUCGGAGACCAUCAAUCUGAUUUCAAAGCGUAUUCACCGCUAUCCACGAAAUAUCGAGUACUAUCCUUUGAUUACCGAGGACAUGGCCAAAGCUCACGAACAGAGCCUUAUACAUUUCAUCAGCUUGUUGAGGAUAUCGAGGCAUUGAGAUUCUUCUUUGCUGAUGAUAAGCAAUGUAUCAUUUGUGGUGGUAGCUUUGGCGGAUACCUGGCGCAGCAGUAUGUCAUCACCUACCCUGACAAGGUAUCGCACUUGAUUCUACGAGGAACUGCUCCUUCAUAUCAUCAUGAAGAAAUGGCAAUCCAAACACUAGAACAACGCGCCUCCAGAGCCCCAAGUUUCUCAAUCAAUUUCCUACGAGAAAAGGUCUUCGGUCGAUUCGAGAGUGACCUCGAAUUCCAGCUCGUCAUGUUUGCCGCAGCAUCGCUAUACAGCGAACACUUUGAUGCAGAAGCCGCACUCAAGAACAACCUCUCGACAGUAUUUUACGCCAAGGCACAUAAUGAUCUUUACUCGGAGACGGAAAAGUACUUCGACUACAGGAACCAGCUACACUUGAUAACCGCAGCUACUCUUGUCAUUGUUGGUGAGCGAGAUUGGAUCUGUCCGCCUGAUCAGUCUAAGGAUAUUGCUGCAAGAAUUCCGAAUGCGGACUUGAAUAUCGUUCCCAAUGCUAAUCACUCAGUUCAUUUGGAGAAGAACGAUGAGGUCAUUGGGUUAAUUCAAUCGUAUUUAGAUUAG
This is a messenger RNA of Penicillium malachiteum, 840 nucleotides long. RefSeq names its product alpha/beta fold hydrolase. The record is from RefSeq and is a predicted model, not a curated record. The transcript is spliced from 4 exons. Gene Ontology annotation, molecular function: peptidase activity. Lineage: Eukaryota; Fungi; Ascomycota; Eurotiomycetes; Eurotiales; Aspergillaceae. Gene Ontology annotation, biological process: proteolysis. Bases 1 to 840 code for a protein of 279 amino acids.